Molecule: messenger RNA, 693 nt
Organism: Tachyglossus aculeatus (Australian echidna)
Lineage: Eukaryota; Metazoa; Chordata; Mammalia; Monotremata; Tachyglossidae
Product: olfactory receptor 14J1-like
Exons: 6
Coding region: 1-693 (230 amino acids)
Biological process (GO): G protein-coupled receptor signaling pathway
Cellular component (GO): membrane
Molecular function (GO): G protein-coupled receptor activity; olfactory receptor activity; odorant binding
Source: RefSeq, a predicted model, not a curated record
AUGGCCAAAGGUCUAUCCCAGGACGUGGCCAACAUCUUCAUUGUGACAGAAUUCCUCCUGCUGGGUUUCUCAGAGUUCCGGGAGCUUCAGCUGGUCCGUGCCGCCAUGUUCCUCCUGUUCUACCUGGUGGCCCUGACAAGGAAUCUCCUUAUCGUCAUUGUCAUUUCCCUCGACCGCCUCCUGCGCUAUGGUUUCAUCAUGGACCGAGGGGCCUGGAAAUUCGACAUCAUAUCCCCAGAAAUAUCCAACAUCUCCACGCUCUUCUUGGUGGCCCUGUUACCUGCUUCGGAGUUUUUGGUCCUCACGGCGAUGUCCUAUAACCACUACAUCGCCAUCUGCCUCCCCCUGCGCUACGAGGUCGUCGUGAAACCAGAGGCUUGUGGGAAGAUAGCAGUCGCCUCCUGGAUCAGUGGAGGACUGUUCGGCAUCUUGUUUUCAGCUUCGAUCUUCUCCUUGCCCUUCUACAGGUGCCAUAAGCUCCAUUUCCAUUGUCGCCUCAUGCGUACACAACUUCCUGGCCGUCCCCACCUGCUUGCCCAUCUCAUCGUCGUCACCCUCUUCCUCUCCACUGGCGUAUUUGACUAUCUCAAGCCUCCCUUACACUCUUCCUCGGUGGUUCGACCUGCUGAUUGCGGCAGCCAGUGUUUUGGAGACUUCAUGACCUGCCCCUCCCAGAAGACCAAUGGGAGAUGA